AUGGCGUUGCGCCGAUGCCGCGGGUUUGUUCUCAGCACAUCCGCUUCGUCCCUGCCUCCUGCUUUUUUUCUUUCUCUUCUUUUUGUGUUUGUGUGUUUUCUGUUGCUCCGUUGGGUGGAGGCCUCCACGCUGCUCUUUCCUCUCCUCCCUCCACCCCCGCUAGGCGCUCUCGUAAGCAGAAGCCAGUCGAACGUAUUCACGGUGAUUGCCGCCGGGACGCUGCGCGCCUCUUCUGACGGCGCUGCGUUUUUGCCCCUCCCGGAGAGACUCCGCGCCUCGACCGCGAUGUUUGGGGUGUCGCCGCCGCCCUCCAUGUGGGGGAACCCGCGCGUGAGUGUGCCGCCGCUCUCCGCCGUCCAGCCCGCGGGUCCACCCGGCGAGUGGGCCGGGACGGAGGUGCUGGGGCCUGCAUCCUCGUCUGCGCAGGGGGGUGACACACUCGCUGCGGGCCCCGCAGGGAGCGAGGCGGACUGGCAAAGGAAGCUCUCACCCACGGCGACGACGGCGGCCGGGGAGAAGGGGGAGUCGAGCCUGCACGGCCGCGGCGCCGACGCCGCGCCGCUGGGCCUGAGUUCCAUGUCGUCGCCAGCGGCGGCCUCCCUCGCCCCGCAGGCCGCACUGGAGGCGUGCGCAGAGGCGCUUCGCGUGUACGCGGCAGCGGCGUUUGUGCCCCCCGCUGAAAAGACGGCGGUCCUUGCCAUGGUGGAGGCGCUGGCAGCGUACACUCAGGCGCGCCUGCGCACCCAGCAGCGCUUCCUCGAGUGUGAGACGUGCCUGCACCAAUUCAUGCAGCUGCAGUCCGGCGUUAGCGCCGCGGCGGCGGGGUUUGCCUCUUCCCCUGCGGGCUGCAUGACGGAGAGCUUUGCGUUUCAGUCGCCGUCGUCUGCUACGGCUGUUGCGCUCAACACGGCGAACCUGCAGCGGGGCCGGGCCAAGGUGGACACAGACCUGGCCGAGUGUAGGCGGAUGCUGCAGCAGGUGGAGGCCUUUGCGCGGGCGUUUCAGGACCUCCAACGACGUCGGACGCGUUUGCUUGAGAGUCUUGAGGAGGCGGAAGCGCCGUACCAACUCCCAUCACUUCCGCCUCCGUGCCACGCCGGUGCGCUUGUGCCGCCUGCCGCCGCCCCCGUCUCGCAGCUCAGCGCCGCGCUGGAGGAUUGUAUGUCGCGGCUGCAGACGCAGUGGGAGACGCACGUCACCGCCACGGCAAACAUUCUUGCAUGCAGGCUGCACGGCGCCCACCUCCUGGAGAGUGGAGAGGCGCUCAGCAGCGGCGAAGCGGAGUUGAUGGAUAACGCCCGUUUGCUCACCUCGCUGCUGCAGAUGUGCGACGACACGCUCGGCCGUGUGGAGACGAUGCGCAGCCGCAUAAGUCGGCUUGGUUCCAGCCGCAUUGAGGAGGCAGAGGCGCUGGAAAAGCUCCUUGCGGACAUGGACCACUACGACCCUACCGCCGCGGAGCACGCGGGGCGGCGCAAGCAGAUCGAUGCGGAGCUGGAGGAGCUGCGGAACUGGCUGACGCAGAUUGGGCAGCUUCGCCAGCGUGCGACGACCACGGCAGAGCUGCUGCAGCAGUUUUUGCUCAGCGAAAGCAGGGAGGCCGCGGGGUCCGGGCGAACCACCCCGCGCGCGCUGCUGCACGGCGAGGGUGGGAGUGCACCGCCGUCGCACCGCCCCUCGCUGGGCGGCCCGGCUUCUUUGGAGGAGUGGCGGCAGGCCUUGACUGCGCCAGACACCGUCGCCGCAAGGGACACGGCCGGGCACGCUGCAGCCGCCGCCCCCGCGCCAGGCCCGGCAGAAGCCACCAGCAAAAGCUGCGACCCGACGUUUGCGGCGCCCACCGCCGCUGCGAACGUCGGCAACGCGGAGGAGAUCCCUUCCGGCGGCGUUGCCUUGCCGGGGUCGCCCGAGAGCCCCACCGCGGCGGCCGAGGACUGCAGGAGGGACGCGCUGCCGGAGGCGGAGGAGUGCGGAUGCGGCCUCACGGGACUGCCGCCUGCCCCCGGCGCGGACACCCGCCGCGACGGCGCCAGCGACGACGACGACGACGCGACGUCUGAGUACCACGCCAGCGCCUUCGACGACGACGGUCGCAGGGGGCACGUUGGGGGUGGCGGUCACCGGCGGCGGCGGCGGCGAAAGCGCCGCGCCGCUGCGGAGUACUUGGACGGCAUCGCAGCCUUCGCCAAGGCGGUGGUGCGGCGGGCCACGCGGUUCAGCGACUCGGAGUGCAGCUCCGCGAGCGACCCUGAGAGCGAGACGGAAGGGCGGCGGCGGCGGCGGCUCGAGUGA
This is a messenger RNA of Trypanosoma conorhini, 2292 nucleotides long. RefSeq lists its product as uncharacterized. The transcript has a single exon. The record is from RefSeq and is a predicted model, not a curated record. NCBI's taxonomy places the organism in Eukaryota, Euglenozoa, Kinetoplastea, Trypanosomatida, Trypanosomatidae. Bases 1 to 2292 code for a protein of 763 amino acids.